Tetrahymena thermophila SB210 is the source of this 3474-nucleotide messenger RNA. Its product is annotated as cation channel family protein. Gene Ontology annotation, molecular function: monoatomic ion channel activity. The transcript is spliced from 4 exons. Gene Ontology annotation, cellular component: membrane. The record is from RefSeq and is a predicted model, not a curated record. Gene Ontology annotation, biological process: monoatomic ion transport; transmembrane transport. Lineage: Eukaryota; Ciliophora; Oligohymenophorea; Hymenostomatida; Tetrahymenidae.
AUGAGAAGGCCAAUAUUUUAAGAUAAUUAAACUAGUUUAGAUUAAAAAAAAGUAAAUGAAAGUUAUAGUCUCGCAUAGCAGUCUAGUCAAAGAACAACUUUCAGAGAAUUAAAUUCAUCAGAAAUUCGCCAUUAACCUUUCGUUUAUGCCUCAGAUUUUGUAAAACCAGCUUUAGGAGAUACAAAUGCGAGGGAUAGAGAUUUAGUUGCAGAUGAUUUGAGUCAAGAAGAUGUAAAAUCAAAUAAUUUAGAAAGCUACCAAGGAUCUUUUUUUUAUGAGAUAAAAAUGUCUAAAGAUAAGAAUUUUCAGAGUCAUUAAAAUUCAAUUUUUCACUCACGCUAUAAUGUCAACUCAAACACCUAAAGUUAGUCUAUUUUAGACUAAAUCUAAUUGAAUUAAUAACACUAAAGUCCUUAAAGUUAAGUAACAAAUUCAUAAGUAAUAAAAGAAACAGAGGAAGUUAGAAAUACAUAAUCUAUAAGGAUGAAUGAUAAUGCCUCACGAUAAACACCAAAUAGAAAAAAAACAUCUUUUCCUAAAGUGAGCUCUAAAAAGCUUACAAAAUAUGGCGAGAAUGCAAGAAAGAGUAAUUUAUUUACUGAACUUUAGUUGCUAAAAUUGUAAUCAGAAGAUAAAUCUGUAGUUAAUAUUACUAGAAAAAGUAAUUAAAUCAUGGAUAUAGGUUUAGGAGGAAAAUUUAUAUAAAAGGCUUAUCUAGUUUAUAAUUUUAUAUCAAAAUUGAAAAAAAACUGUGGAUUUUAUAGACCAGAUACUUUAAAUGAUAAUUAAAGAAAGCUGAUUGGUGAUCUUUCAAACAUAAAUACACCAGCUUAAAAUCUAUGGCCUAAUAAACAAACUGAUACCGAAGAAUCCUUAGACAUCAAAAGACAAAGCUAAAAUAUUAAAAAUUAAUCAAUGAGAAGCGGUAAUCUUUUAAAUAUAAGAAAGCACGGUAGUACUGCAUUUAUAGCUAAUCACAUCAACUCAAUUUAUAGCUUAGCUCAAAGAAGCUCAUUUUUUCAAAAAGUCUGCGAAAUUCCCACGUUCAGCCCUCAUUCUAAAAUUUUAGAUGUUUUUGAAAUCAUUUAAGUAGUUAUGUCUCUACUCUGUAUAGUCUAUUUACCAAUUGAAGUCGCAGUCAAAUAAACCUUUUACGAUCUUUAUGGUUAUAAAUGGGAAUGGUUCAUUUUGUCUUCUAUCGUCUUUUUUGUUUUGGGAUUACUUCUAAAUUUUAACAGAGGCUUUUAUGAUAAAGGGUUGAUUGUUAUGAAUAGAAGAGCAAUCGCAAAACUUUAUCUAAAAACUGGAUUCUUAUACGAUUUUUUGAGCAUGGUACCAUUAGUUUUGAGCUAUCUAGGUGUGACAGGAUAUUUAUAAUUUAUAAAUAUAUUUGUUUUCUUGAGACUUAAAAAUAUUAUGCAUUUUUUUUAGAAGUGUAACUCUAAAUUUACAUCUAAUAAUUGGGUUAAUUUAAUAGUUUUGCUAAAAUUAACAAGGAUUAUUUUAACUAUUCUUUUCUAAGCACAUAUAUUUGCAUGUUUAUUUUUAGGCCUUUACAUUCAUAUUGACAGCAAAGUCAACUGGGUUACCCGUUAUAAUAGUUCACCUGUUUAAUUAGAAGGUGAUUGGUUCAUUAAAUAUAUUUAUGCAUUUUACUGGGCGAUUACCACAAUGACAACAGUCGGCUUGGGAGAUCUAGCUCCUGCUAAUACCAUCGAAGUUAUUUGCUAUACAAUUUUUAUGAUGAGCGCAACUUGUAUGUUCGCGUAUUACUUCAACGCUAUAGGUAUUGUAGUACAGGAGAGAAACAAGAUUAGUAAAUAGCUUUCAAUAGAAAUGACUAAAACACUAAGGUUUCUUUAGUCAAAGUAAAUAGAACCAGAAAUUCAAUACGAAGUGAGGAGAUAUUUGCAAUAUAAAUAUAGUGCUUAAAAAAAUAUGAUCUCUUUAGAAGAAGAAAGAGAAAUACUUGAGAAACUCAAUCCAGAAAUCCAAUAAAAGGUUCUUUUUAGUGCCAAUAUAAAAAUAAUAGAAUGCUGUUAAUUUUUAAAAGACAAUUUCUCUUAUUAAUUUAUUUCUAAGCUAGCUGUAAAAGUUAAAAGUCAACACUACUUAAACGAUUAAUACAUUUACCAUGAAGGUCUUUCAUAUUACGAUGAAAGCACUGAAAAAAAAUUAUAUUUUAUAGAGAAUGGUAAGGUUUAAUUGCUUAACGAAAACUAAAUUACAGGCAAAGUGCAUUUGGCCAAUACUCUGUAAAGAGGUGAUGUUUUUGGACAAUUUGAAUUUUUUUCCAACUAAGAUUAUUCCAUGAGUGCAAAAACCAUGGAACCAGUUAAAUUACUAGUAAUAGAAUUCAAUGAAUUCUAUUAAUUAAUUAAAGAUUUCCCUACAGACUAUGAACAAUUUUGCAUGAUCAGAGAUAAAUUCUAGUUUUAAAGCAGAUAAAACCUAUAAAUUAAAUGCGAAAGCUGUGGCUCUCUCUACCAUGAUAUCCUUCAAUGUUAAAAAAUCCAUUUUGUUCCCAAUAAAGAGCUAGUUAUUUUAAAAAAUAAUUUCAGCUAACCUAUUGUCUAAAGAAAAAAGAGACCUGAUGAAGAGAGAAAUAUAUAGGUAAAUGCUCUAUGCUAAAAUUAAAUUGUAAAAUAGUCUAUUAGGGAGUAUUAAGAAGAAAAUGGAAUUGAAUUCGUAAAAGAGGAAACUCCAUUUACAAUAAAAAGAUUAAAUUUAAAUAAUGAGGAUUUUGCUAUUACUCCUACAAACCAAAAAUAUAAUGAAUUUAGUUCACAUAGACAUUAAAUAUAAAUACCUGUUUUUAAUAGUUCUUCAAAUCAAUCAAAAAGGCCGUUGUAAAAUAAUAUAUCUCAAAUGCUAGAUGAUGGGGAGCACACAAAACGAAAUUAAAACUUUGAUAACAUUGAACAUUCUAGCAUAACUUAAAAAGGAUUUGGAGACUUUAGAAAAUCACAAUUGUAAUAAGCUUAAGAUGAAGUGAAAAUAAAUGAAUAUCAAUUUAAGCAUAGCAAUCAAUUUUACAAGUUCAAGGCAAGUAAAAACAUUAAUUCGGAAGCUCUAUCUGCAACAAAAGCUGGAUAGCAUCAUAAAUAAAUAAUGAGAAAAUCUUCAUAUCUAAAUAAUAUGCCUUAAUUGCAUGAUUAAAAUCUUAAAAAAUCAUAAAUUUAGGAUGAAAUGCAGUAUAAUUUUGUGAUUUAAUCUUCACCUUUUAUCCCAGACUACACAUUUACUUCAUUAACUUCUAAAAAUGAUGUCUUUGAAACGAUGAAAGAAUUUAAUAUUUAUUUUCCUCAUAACAAUUAUUCAAAUGAGAUUAACAAGUAUAAUAGCUCUCUCAAAAAAAUUUUUAAUCAUAUAAGAAAUUAAACCUAUCAUUUGUACUUUAGGAACAAAAGAAUUUUAAUUGAUCAGUAAUUUUUAAAAAACUUAAACAGCAAUCAGGAAAUAACAUACCACUGA